AUGGAAGAUUCGGAUGCACGACACUGGCGUAAUUUACUGAACGGUGUACAUAUUGCCGAUGCGUUGUCAUCGGAUUUGGUGAAAGGUUGCUACGCUUGCAAUGAAACGAACAACAUGACUGAUAUUUCGGAAGAUGUGUCCGUUCCGCAGCAGUUUCGCGGUAGCGACGAUACACGGGCGAUAGGUGACUUGACUCCCAUGGAGGCUCCUUUCCAAAUUCCUCAUUUCGAGUCCUCAGAAAUACUUUAUGAAGUGAAGCGCAAAGAGCCGAAAAUAAUCGGGAACUGCGUGAUCGGUGACUGUUUAGGCGAAGGCUCGUACGGUAAAGUGAAGGAGGCGUUGGACUGUGAGACGUUGUGCCGUCGGGCUGUAAAGAUCUUUAAGCUGCGGCGUUUGCGCAAGAUUCCAAACGGUGACCAGGACGUGCUGAACGAAAUACGCCUGCUGAGCCGGUUGCAUCACCAGAACAUCAUCAGUGUAUUUGACCUGGUUUGUAAGCCGGAUAAACAGAAAAUGUAUCUGUUCAUGGAGUACUGUGUCGGUAGCUUGCAGGAGAUGCUGGACAGCGUACCGGACAAGAAAUUUCCAAUUUGGCAGGCUCAUAUGUACUUCGUGCAGCUCCUCGAUGGAUUGGAAUACCUGCACAGCCAAGGCAUUAUACAUUACGACAUCAAGCCGGGCAAUUUGUUACUGACUGUUGAUGAAACACUGAAGAUCAUUGACCUCGGCGUCGCGGUCGAACUCGACCGAUACCGCGCUGACGACAGGACCUCCUGUGGUCGAGGAACGCCAAAGUUUCAGCCUCCCGAAGUAGCCAGUGGCCAGACGAAUUUUCGUGGCACGCUGGUCGACGUUUGGUCAUCCGGUAUAACGCUGUACAAUUUUGUAAGUGGCUCGUAUCCUUUUGAGGGCGAAAACGUGUACAAGUUGUACGAAAAUAUCAUCAAGUUGGAUGUGGUCAUCCCGCCGGAUGUUGACAAAUUAUUGCGCAGUUUGUUGAUGGACAUGCUACAGAAGAAUCCGGCGAAACGCUGUGAAUUACAACAAAUUCGGUCUCACCAGUGGGUGUUGAAGAAGCACCCUCGAACGCUCGAUCGAGUACCUUUGCCUGCGUAUAACAACGACCCGCUUAGACACAGUACGGUCUACUCGUAUUUGGAAGCGAUGUAUAGCGUUCCUCAGAAUUCGUAUUUGCUAAGCGACGACGUUCGUGAUUCAACUCAGGUACUAGUGGAAUGUGGCAAGGAAAGUUUCCCCGCUCUGAACAAUGGUAACGUCGACGUGGACAAUGGCACUGAAACCAGUGUUGGACUGCGAAUGAACUUUAGCGAACCUUCAGCGAGCGGUUGGUGUCGCCUCUCUUCCAAACAGGGCACCAGCUUCGAAAAUUUGAGUGCUACACUACCUGUCAGGAAGGUGUCGAGCGACCUGCAUCAGUUGAGGGUGAAUACUAAGGUAAAGGAUAAAACAGGCAUGUGCAGAGUUCAGUGA
Molecule: messenger RNA, 1491 nt
Organism: Soboliphyme baturini
Lineage: Eukaryota; Metazoa; Nematoda; Enoplea; Dioctophymatida; Soboliphymatidae
Source: the annotation of a GenBank genome assembly